Messenger RNA from Heterobilharzia americana, 681 nucleotides. The record is from the annotation of a GenBank genome assembly. NCBI's taxonomy places the organism in Eukaryota, Metazoa, Platyhelminthes, Trematoda, Strigeidida, Schistosomatidae.
GAAAGAUACAAUUAAGUUGACUUAUUGCAAUUCAUAUUAAAAAUGCCGCUUAACGAAGUGACCUUCGCAGUUGUUAUAACUUUUGCAAAUGCCGUGUAGGUUAUUCACAUAUGGAGGGAGUUCGUACAGUGACGCUAAAAUCAAACUCUUCUUUCAGCGCUGCACAGCGCCGUGGUGAUCAUAUCGAGACACACAAACGAUGGGCUGCCGGUCAAAAUAAGCAAAAGACUAUUGCCAAAAGCACGAGUAAACUAGAGGAAGAAACAGAAGACCUUCACAGUGACUUGGUUGACAUAGAUGUCGGGAAGAUAAUCAUGCAGGCACGGCAAGAGAAGAAUUUGACACAGAAAGAUUUAGCAACUAAAAUUAAUGAGAGACAACAAGUAAUUGCUGAUUAUGAACAAGGCCGUGCACUGAAAAAUCAGAAUAUUCUCUCAAAACUGGAGAGGGCUUUGGGAGUUAAGCUGCGAGGAAAGGAUAAAGGAAAGCCUUUAGGAGGUCCAAAGAAAAGUUGAUUCGGGUUUCAUUUUUGUUACCCUUAUAGAGUGAUAUGACUGACCUAACAAUCUCAUAGUCAUGUGUAAAUUUAACUCACAGAUAGAAUUUCUCUAAAACAGGUAAAGUGAUGUCACCUGUCAGUUUCCGUUGUUACUUAUCCAAAUAAAUACAUAUGGUACGUUU